CAACCAUGAUGGAGGCCGCUGUGGAGUUUUGGCACUGUUAAACUUGCGUUUUCGAACAAAUACAUAAAAAGAUAUUCAAUUUAUCUUUUUUACUUUUUAGUGAAUGUGCUUUUGAUUGAUCUUCUUUGAAUAGGAAUCAUGGCUGCACAAGUAAAGCUUCCUGACAUUCAGGGAAAGAGCAUUUAUGAAGGAAGAUUUGUUGACAGAGCUCCCGAGUGCAGAGCUGCUGGCAAGUUGACAUCUUCUGGUGAUACAACUGAACAGUGUUUGCGUCCAAAAGAUACACGGCCUCCAUCUCCUGAUGUGAUACGCAAGUUUCGGGCAACAGUGCGACCAGAUGCUGGUCAAAUGCGUGUCUUCUAUGGGAAGGCUUAUGACCCUCACCGUCAAUGGGCUGUAGAGAUGACCCAUGGUGUAAACACACAGCCUUCAAGCUCAUCAAAAGAAACUGUGAAUCCUCCUCCGAACACUUUAUUUCAACAAAGAAUUAUUGACAGGAAGGAGGGUUGCUACCAGAGCCACAUCAGAGCACCUCUAGGAAAAUCUCAUGAUCAAGCACAUGGCCUCCCUAAAGGCUUGGAUAAAACUCAAUUCACUUUUGGCAUCCCCACUCAGCUUGAUAUUGGAGCAGGAGGUUUGAUCAACCCCAACAAAAAUUAUGAAAGGGUUUUCAAAGAGGCUCAUGAGGGCCAUGAGAUUUAUGUUAAGUCUCAUGCUGACUACUACCCUUUGGAACGUGUCUGUCGCAGCUACACCAGCCCAAACUUUCACCCUCAGAAGUGCUAUGGAUUGCCCACCCCUCACUGCAAUGAUGGCAAGCGCACUAAAGAGACUCUGACUUGGAUUCAUGAGACACAAGGAGACAAGGCUGCCAAGAUUGUCAGUAAAAGACUUGAUGAUUUCCGUGAGAAGUCGCAGCCUCAGCUUGGGCAAGUGCAUGACCCGAUCAAGGAUACACUGCGUGUACCUCCUGACCACACCUUUGGCAUUCUGCACAAACCAGAUCCUUAUGGAGCGGGAGAUGUAAUCCACAACCGCAAGAUGGACAACAUCCUCCGGGGCAAGGAGAGCCAGAGAGCUAUAGUAGCUGCGAUGAGGCAACAGCUCAAGAAACUCAACUAUCACCACUUUGACAAUCUACUGGAGGCUUUCCGAUUUUAUGAUCAAGAAGGGAAAGGGAAGAUCACCCUUGACAAUCUCAGAACAGUUUGCAUCAAAUAUCGGCUGCCUAUUGACACCGAAAUCUUGGAGAGAGUUCUGGACUAUUGUGAUGCAGAUAGGGAUGGAAUGAUCAACUAUUUGGAGUUCGCCAACUUCUUGAACUGGAAGGAAAAGAUGCCCACCGGCCUAGAAGAACUUGGACCACCACCAAUGAUGAUCGGAGUUGACUCAUACACUCAGAAGUUUAUGAAAGACAGACCCCCUGCCAAGCUAGUGGAUGAGAAAGACUUGGUCCCCAAGACUCCCCAGUCCGGUGAGGUGACUCCGAGAACUGUUGAGAAGCAGAUUGACUUCAGUGUGGGUAACCACAGUACAAGCAAUGGCAUGUACAGCGCUGUGGUAGGACCAGGAGGCAUUAGCACACAGCAGUUCCGCACAUAUGGUGUGCCCACAAUUCGGUCAGAUCUGCCAGCACCCAGGGUGAAACGUGUCGACGAUCGGAAAAAUUAUGGGGACGAGGCUUUUGCCUAUGGGCUCAUGAAUCCAACAAUAUACAGUCAACACAAUGUUCAUGAAAGAGAUCUUCUGACGCCCAGAAGCUUAGAGGAGAUUCGGUCCAUCUUCACAAACAUUGGUGUUCGGAUGACUAGGGAAGAAAUGGAGAAUGCCUACAGAGUGGCUUCAGCAAACCACCCCUGUGGUUUUGUCAGUGUUGAGGCCUUCCGUAAUGUCCUCGAUGAGAUCCAGAUGCAACAGAUUCGGGCUGGCGCUCACCCUAUGGCCCUAGGAGAAGCUCUGUGAAGUGUCUUAGAAACAUGAAUAUAAUAAUUUCCCUUACGUGCAGGUGUCAUUGUAAAAAUAUCUAUACACAUGUGGUUGAAACAUUUUGAAUAUAUUUAUUUAUCUGUUUAGAUACAGAGUUCUGACAUCUGCUCUAUUGCUGAGCUGUUAGUUUUGUAGGGUUAUUUUUAGAGUUUUGAGCAGGUAUACUGUCAAGCAGAGUAAAUAUUUGAUAUAAUUUCUUAAUGCUAAUGCCAUUUCAUUCCGAGAUCGAGACCAUGAGUUGUAGCAGCUACUCAAAUCUGAAAUAUACAACCUCUGUGGGAAUGAAAUGCUGUUUAAAGUAUAUAUUAUUAAUGAAAGAUGCUUAUUUUAGGAAAAGAAUAUAAAUCAAGGUUUGUGGAGAAUUCAUAAAUUCAUUUGCUCAGUCAUUUUUGCCAUAGUUAUUUUAACUCUGGUGGCUAGGUGGAAAGGGUGUGCUCUGCAAUAGAAUGUCUCUCUGUUUUCUUAAAGUGAAGAGAUAAUAUUCACUACUUGAUAACAAAUGUUUAAAAAUGCUCAACAAUCAAACAAUGGGAAAGACUUCAACUGUGUGAAUAAUUCGUAAGAAGCGUUGGUGGAUAUGCUCCGAAUGUUCACCUAGUUUCAAGACGAAGAAUUUUGCUAAUGGAGAAACUUGAUUUUUUUACCUACUUUACAAACAGAGCAAUAAUUCAUUUAAAAGAAUCAGAAGUACAGCAAGCCAAGCUGUCAUUUUGUAUCAAUUUUCUACAAUUUAGAAACACUUUUGUAAAUAGACUACUGUACCAAGUUAAUAUUCAAUACAUAUGACACAGCUGCCUCUUCAUGUAGCACUGCAUUUUAUAUGGGUAUUUUUGCACCAAAUGUUAAACCAAAAUCGUCAAGAGUUUUGCUAAGUGAUCUUUUUUAAAAUCCACACAGAGUCCAACAUCUACUAAAUUGCUGAUGAUUACGUCAAUCACCAGAUUUUUGCAUUUAUGUUGAGAACAGUCUAUGUUCUUUUAAAAAGAUGUCUUGUGUUAUUGUUGAAUGUACAAAAAAGUCCAUGUAAUUCACAAGCACAUUCUUUUACGCCAUAUAUAAUGAUGCAUUAUGGAUAACUUUAAGUUCAUAACGGUGAAGAAAUGUCCAACAGUAUUUAAAUUAAAUCCAUUUAUUAGGAUUUACUUUGUAACAAAUGUUUGUGUGUCAUGUUUUAGACAGAAAGAAAUGUAAUGUAGAAACGUGUUACCAUAGCUAGCUUUUAGAUUUUAGGACAUCACUACCACAGUCUAUGGGAAGUGGACUUUGCUUAAAAAGAACUGUUAUAAAAUUAUUUUCGUAUCCCGUUUUAGAUCUCCUGCACCAUAGUGAAAAAAAUAACUGAAACUAAUAUAACAAUUGUUUGUGGAUAAAUAGGCUGGGAUUUUUAUCCACGUCCUCUUGACAACAUUUUAAGCAAAGCCUACUAGACUAUAUUUUGAAUAUUAUUUUCCAAUUCAUUAGAUGUCUCAGUAUUACAUUAAGAUUAAUCAAAAUGUAUUCAGGUUUACAAUCAUUCUGAAUUGUUGUAUUGCUCAUCUGCAAAAUGCCUCAACGAACUAUUUCAAUAUACUCAAGCUCAUCAUACUCUGAAAGAAAUUUGGAUUCUCUGCGUUGAAGCCAUUCCAAUGUAAUACAGUUUUGAAUCGACAGGCAAAAGGAUUUAUCAGCAUGAUAGCUGAUGUGUUUUUUACUGAUAAAUAUUUUUGUUUAUAUUUUAAGAACAAUUCAGCAUUACUGUUACAAUUUAGUUUCCUUUUUUUUAGACAUAUAUUUUCUAUUUGCCCUUUAGUGCACUUCCAAUUUAAAACACUUUUCGUCUUUUUUGAUAUUAUAUGAUCCAUGUGAGAACAGCAGAUAAUUUCAGUAUUAGUCAGGUGCAAAACAGCAUUAUUGAUUGGAUGACUUGCUCUCAAGCACAUUAUGUGAAAGAUAUAUGAAACAGACCCAGCAUUACUUACCUGGCCUCACAGUAUAUACUGUUGUGCACGAUAACAUUGCUCAACUCAUAAGAACGUGCAGCAUUAAUGUUGGUACAAAAUCCUAUUCUUUAUUAAGAAAUUUGGUUAAAAUUGAGUCAGUGGUACCAGUAUUCAAUUUAGUAUAUAAUUGUAAGUCUUGAGAUAUAAACAUGAAUCAGCAUUGAUAUCAGUAAUUCUUUGUUAUAACUAUCUCUACAAUACACACACAUAAAGUUAGUGUAUCAACAUACUCUAUCAAUAUUGAAUUUUUCCAUUUUAUUCUUAAAUACUAUCUGAAGUAAUAUUUAUUUUCCUGGGGUACUGAGCUAAAAUUAUCUCGUCAUACUCAACAGAUCAUGUAUUGUCCCUUGGAUAAGGAAGAUUUAAAAAGAGAGAGUAUAUAUAUAUAU
Molecule: messenger RNA, 4354 nt
Organism: Aplysia californica (California sea hare)
Lineage: Eukaryota; Metazoa; Mollusca; Gastropoda; Aplysiida; Aplysiidae
Product: EF-hand domain-containing family member B
Exons: 11
Coding region: 139-1962 (607 amino acids)
Molecular function (GO): calcium ion binding
Source: RefSeq, a predicted model, not a curated record